AUGCUUCUGCAUGAGGUUUGGGACCAGCGAGACAUCCAACACAUGGCUGCACCUGUGAAGAAGAGCACCAAGAAGGUCCGUGUGACAGUCAAGCCUCAUCUCCUCUUCAGGCCCUUGGAGCAGCAGCAAGGCGUGGUUCCAGACCCGGAUUCAGAGUAUCGCCUGUUUGACAGAGUCGUCAACACCAGGGAGAGCUUCACCGUCCCACUGGGACUCCGAGGAACAAUCAUCGGCAUUAAAGGAGCGGAGCGUGAGGCAGAGGUCCUGUAUGAAGUGCUUUUUGAUGAAGAAUUUGCUGGAGGUCUCAACAUCAGGUGUACGUCGCCUCGUGGUUACCGCCUCCCCCCCUGCGCUCUCAUUAACCUCUCCCACGGAGCCCGAGUGGAUCACACCUCCCACAAACUCACCGCCAUCGUCAAACCUCAGCCCGCCGCAGCCACAAACUUCAACUCACAGCGUCAGCUGGGCGGCCUGAACCACUCUCCACGUUCACCCUUUAUGCCCACACAGCAUAACAACAAGCACGGUGUGGUGAAGGCAGCCGCCCAGGGCAACAGGAACUCUCCCUCUAAGGGUCUCAUCCAGAAACAGCAGGCCAAGAAUAAAGUGGAGUACAUUAAUGUGUGGCAGUCUCUGCAGAGCUCUGGCCCUCCUCACAAACCUCCUGCUCACUGGCAAAAUAAUGAAGGACAGUCCCAACAGGGUGGGAAACAGCACUCCAACAAAGAUGCCCCAGUUGGUGCCAUCAAACUUUUGAAGAAAAAUGAAGACGUCAACUCCAUUGUCCCCUCACAGAACACAGCCAAUAAGGCUGCGACCGAGUUUGAGGACCUGAUAGCCAGUCUCAAGAUCUCUAAGGGUAGCCAGCAGACCCCACCCCCUCCUGCUCCUCCACAAGCACCCACCAGCCAGUCAGAUGGCCCGUUGUCUCCGCAGUCCUUCGCCAUGAAGGGGACGCUGGUGCUGAAGGAGAUGCUAAAGAUUGACGGCGCUGGAACAGGAAGUCCUUCAUCCCAGGAGGCGGCCAACAGCGCCGCCUUCGGUGGUCAUCAGCAGAACAGGAGACGAUCGUCCAAGAAACUAGCAGCUAACAUGAACAUCCCCCACGGUGAUGCAGCUGUAUUAGCAUCUCCUGCGUCUGCUCCCUCCGCCAACAUCUCCAAUGCUGCGCUGAACAGCAAGGUGUCAGAGCUGGCGUGUGUCUGUGUGAGGCUAGGAAUGCCACCACCCGAGUUCAGCUACAUAGGCAACAGACAGGGUCUAGUAGUGUGUCAGGUGAAGCUGUCCAAUGGGUUGAUGGUUCACGGACCACAGUGCCAAUCAGAAAAUGAUGCCAAGGAGAAAGCUGCCUUCUUUGCCCUCCAAAGACUGAACUCAGUGGGAUCAGGCUUCCCCCUCCCACCUCCUCUAUACCCAGGAGUGGGUCAGAUACGACCCCCACCCAUGAACCCUGUCUUCAACCAACAAGGUGGAUUGCUGUUGCCUCCCCAGGGUUACGCCCCAGCCCCUCUGUGGGGAAUGACGCUGCCCCCUCACCACCACCCGAACCAACCGUUCUGUGGAGCAGCAGGGACCUUCCCCGGUGCCGCCCGCCACCAGCCUGCAGCAGCGCCGCCUGUCGCCUCCCACCACCAGUUCAUUCCAUUACAGGUGACUAAGAAGCGAGUCUCAGCCAACAAGAAGAACCAGGAAACUCGAGAGUUUUACAGUGCCGCCCAAACCGUGGCCAGACACCAGUCACAGAGAGGCCAGAACCAGCCCCCUGGCCAAUCACAGGCUCAGAGCGGUAAAGUCGACCAGCCGCACCAACACUCCACCAACAGCCACCCCUCCUCGUCCAGUCCUGGCCCAGCAGACGGCCUUUCCGCGACGACAGCGGCCCCGCACACGCCCCCGCGACAAAACAUGCCAGCAACAGGCCACACCCCUGGCUCCGCCUCCAAGAGGAAGCACAGAAAGCUGGCCGUCAACUUCGAGGCGGCUAAAGUCUCUGAGUGAUGAGCUGAUGUGUGUGUGUGUGUGUGUGUGUGUGUGUGUGUGUGUGAGGAGAAAGAGGCAUGUUUGGUGUUUUUAAGCUGCUGUUUUAAGCCUGACUCAGCAUCUCUGAUCAAAACCUCGUCAAUGUGAAAGUGUCUUUACGCUCAUCAUCUCCGUGUAGAGCUUCAGGCGAGGCCAGGGCGCAGAGCAAACGUCGUUUUAUUCGUUUCCCUUCCUCAUGUGAGCAAAGCGAUUCCCACUUUGACUCCGCCGUCUGCCUCAAGACACGACCCGAAAGCUCCCCUCACCUCGUCACUUGACUCCUGUCAGAGAAGCAAAGUCUACCAAACAUGGCUGUUGUGGUUCUGUGUUCCCGGUGUGGAAUGUGUUACUGGUGUGGAAAGGAAUCCAGUGCAUUCUGGGAUGUUUUCUUUCUUCUUUGGGUCUUUCCUUAUAGAGGUUGGUUUCCUCUUCUGAGCAGCUUCAAGUCUUAUUUAGUCUUUAUUCAGCGCACUUAAAGGAAAACUGGGGUUUAUUAUACCUCGCAUUUCAUUUCUGUAGCUCUGACUGUUAAUUCCAUCAGUGUUGAUGCUCAAAAUUGGUCCAGCAGGACAACAAAAGCAAACCGUCAGUGAUCGUGACCCAAACACUCAGCCGUAAACAUCCGUCCUGCUCGUGUUUGCACCUGUUUCUUAUGAUGUUGCUCAACAGAUCAUCAUAGCUGGUAGAACAGCUGGCCGGAGCUCCAAAAAUCAAACCCAUGCUCUGGUUAAGAGGAGUGGAGUGAAACACUGCCUUAAGAGUGCAUCGUCUUCAUUAAAUGUACAUUUUAGAGAAAAUCCAAGUGGGGAAAUAAAAAUUUAAUUGAAUAGCCACGUUCUGACGCCAGCACACUGAAACCAACUAAGUGGCUCAGAGGAAAAAGAGUUUUCAGUUUGGGGAAUAACGCAGCCUAUAGAAUCAGAAAUCAGUGUGGUCAUUGUUAUUAUUCAUGUUGCUUUCUUUCGGCCGCUCCGGUCAGUCGUUGCAUCGUCCCUCUCCCUCAAAUGUUGCUUUGCGUGCGGACGGCGGCCGAGACUUGAGACCAGAUGUGUUGAGAUUUAUCAUAUUCCUGAUAGUCCUCGAUGUUUUGUGAAACCUCUUCAAUCGAAUUCGGAUCUUGGUUCUCCCCUCUGAAGCCCUCUUCACGCCCUCACAUUUGCACAGCAGUGGCGGCUACUUCCUGCUUUCCUCGUAAACGUAGUAAAUGCUAAGCUCUUCACCUGCUCAUCAUUAGAAAACUAGCUUGAAUGCAUAUGAUGCUGCCUUGGCCUUGUUUUGUUUUUUAGGGGGGUGUUAGUGUUUAACUCUGGAUCAAACUGGGCCUUCUAUCAUCAGCGUUGUCGGGUUUGGAUCAGUGGUGUUAAUCAGGCACAACAUCGUUCAUCUGUUUGAAUGUUUCUCUUUGUGUUGUGAUCUUUGCUUCCCAUCCAGUCUGACAGCCUUUCAUUUCCUUCAGGCUUUUGACGCCUUGCUGCAUUUUUCUAUUGUUUAUGCCAUAAUGACACAGCCAAAGUAAAAGUGAGUGCACACAUGGCAGAAUUAGACAUUAGAAUUGAUUGGAACACACACACAAACACACACACACACACACACUGUACGUGCGAUGUUAUUGCCAUGGCAGAGCUUAACACCAGCACAUAGCCCAGAGUCAAACAGCGUUAGAAUAGCCAGAUGUGUCCAUUUUAUUCGUGCAGCUGGACCUUAUGAAGAUUGAAUUUGACCGAUGAUCAGUCACACUUGUUGGGUUGUUUGGACCUACAGGAACCUUCACACUGCCAGAUUCCAAAAGCAUCUUGAUACAAAGUCAGUCUUUCCAAUAUUUUUAAUUGAGUAGCACCAGAGUUUGUGGUUGAUUUUACACAGGCGCAAAAAAACAACCUUCUUUAUUUCUAUUUUCUUGAUUCCACGAGUGUAUUUUUUAACUGCUAAGGUUACAGAUUUGUUUCUUGUGAAUAUGGGAGCUCACACAGUUGAUAAGUUUAUGGAAUAUUGGGCUUUUCUUGAAUAAAGAUAGGAAAAAUGUCCCAUGUAUGUACUUCAUAUUCAAUUGAAACCAACAUUUCUAUUUCUGAUGUUCCGUUCUGAUGUCGCAUACAGGACAGUUUCUAUUGGUCCAAACUUUUCAUUUUAAUGUGUCUCUACUAUCAUUGAUUAUCUUGGCUAAGAAAGACAAAAGAAAGCACUGAUGUACAGAGAUGCCUUACGCUCCCAGAAGUUAUUUUUGGAUCUGUGAAAAUGCAGCGUUCUCAGUGUUGUACUGAUCUAUUUAAAUUGUUUAUAGUUGCAUCAUAUAAAUGAUGCUAAAUGAAGUGUCUCCAAGGUGCUUUUGGGAACAUUCUUCCUAGUUUUGGUGGUUUUCUGAAGCUGUUUGGCUAUUUUAAAUUCUUUGCUUUAUUAUGAACCUCUAUACACGUCUGGACUUAUCUACACAAACAUGCACGCGUAUAAAAUCUCUCUAUUUUAAAGAUCUUUUUUUCUUUUUGAAGCUAUGGAUUUUAUGGCUACCGUUUUUAUAGGCGUUUUUUUUCUAAGCAAUCUGAGUAAUAAUUGUUUCAGUCAUGGUUGUGGUGGAGCUGCAGCGAUGGAAGCAGCUGCAGUGACUCGUGAAGCCUAUUUUCUUUGUCCUUGUUUUUUGGGACACAUGCGUACAGUAUGUUUUUGGUGUUUGCUGUUUUAAGACAGAAGUCCUUACGCCAACCCUGUGACUCAAGUCUGUAUGACUCUGGUGCAAUAAGGGGAGGUUUUAAAACAUUUUGGAAAUUGAAGCACACCUGUUGUGUAUCUAUUGUUUUUUGUUUUUGUUUUGUUUGUUUUUUUUGGGGGGGGGGGUGAAACAAAGUAGAGACUUCUCCAUAUGCAGAGAUAAUGACUUGCUGUUUUAAUUCAGGAAUGUGCUGUACAUACCCAUUUAAUUAAAGUGAAUCUUUUGUUACAGCGUGGCUGCUUCCUUUGGCCUCAGAAACUGCAUGAUGGAUCCUAAAUCCAUACGUCUACCGGACAUCCCGCUUACUUUUUAAAAUGUUUUAAUUGACAUUUUAAGUCAGGCCAUUUAUGUGUUCAUGAAGAAACAACAAAAUUUGCUUCCUAUUAAUGAAAAAUUCAAUUCAGAAGGAAUGAAACACACCUUUGCUCAGUUCAGUACACUCAGGGGUUUAACUGCUACAGUCUGAAGUGCUCUGAUAUGACCAUUGUGCUAGCUUUUAGCAUUGGCAUGAAGUCAGUCAACGUCACUUUCAGAGCAAUAAGCUUAGCUACCAUUAGCUAGAGGUUGCUAACCAUUUGCUAACCAGACCAUGCAAGGCUGGAGCAAAAACAACAGAGCAAGGGUCCUUUUUAUUUCCUAUAAAUUCAACUUUUCAUUCAUACAAGUCAUUUUGGAUUGCUUCUUCUGUUAAGCACUGAAUAUAUGAAAUGAUGAUUAAAGUGUUCAUACUUCUGCGCA
Messenger RNA from Chelmon rostratus (copperband butterflyfish), 5461 nucleotides. Its product is annotated as 5'-3' exoribonuclease 1-like. Lineage: Eukaryota; Metazoa; Chordata; Actinopteri; Chaetodontiformes; Chaetodontidae. The transcript is spliced from 16 exons. Bases 1 to 1998 code for a protein of 665 amino acids. The record is from RefSeq and is a predicted model, not a curated record.